AUGCAGUACCUCAAUGGACCCCCUAGGGGUCACGGACCCCCUGUUGAAGACCUCCGCUUUAAACCUUAUACCGGUGUGGUUUUUCACUACCGAGCCAGCUCCAGCCGCUACUCUCUGGACUUUACUGAAGCACAGGAGGCGUGUCGCUCUGUAAACGCCUCCAUCGCCACACCUGCACAGCUGACUGCCGCCUACCAGGAUGGCUUGGAUCAGUGUGAUGCAGGCUGGCUCGCUGACCAGUCUGUCAGGUAUCCAAUCACCAGGUCUCGUCCUGGCUGUGAGGGUAACCUUCUGCAGCGCCCAGGUGUACGAACUUAUGGCCGCCGGGACCCCACAGAGAGAUACGACGUGUACUGCUUCGUAGAUAAACUGCAGGGUGAAGUCUUCUAUCCAUCCUCCCUCACUGAUAAGAUCACCUGGCAGGAGGCAAAGGAGGAGUGUGAAAGGCAUGACGCCGUGCUAGCGUCCCCUGGUCAGCUGCACGCUGCCUGGAUGGCGGGGCUAAACCGCUGUGACUAUGGCUGGUUGUCUGAUGGCAGUGUUCGAUACCCCGUCACUGUGCCCAAGGUUCAGUGUGGGGGAGGCAUGCUGGGGGUCCGGACGCUCUACAAGUACAAUAAUCAGACCGGCUUCCCAGACCCGACUGAAAAACACGGAGCGUUCUGCUUUAAAGCUUUUCUCCCAGAAACAACAACCAGUUCCCAAACAACUCCAGCUGUGUCUGAACCCAACAUCUCUGCAUCCAGUGUGCACCAUGCAACACCCGCAGUCCCUGAAAUGUCUGAACUUGGACAGAAGGUUCUGGACAGAACCCCAGAACCUGCUGCAAAUUCACCAACCAAGACCACCACAGCAGAUCCCAGCGUUCUUGAUUUUACCGACUAUGACUAUGACAUUAAAGUUUUUGAUCGUUUAGACUUGGUCGAGUCGCUUCCAGGUCGAGGGGAUGUGUUGCCUGAACCUCAUAUUCAGCCUUCAAAACUGGACACCCCUGAACUAGGUGAGCAAGGAGUGACUUCCAGUGGGGAGGCAUCCAGAGUUGACCCCGGCUCCAUCAGCAAUGUGGGAGGAGAAGGAACUCCAGGACACAUCCUGACAACAAGCCUGGCAGAAGACUUCACCACUAGAGCCUUUAUCUCAUCGCAGAAAGCCACUCAAAGUCCCUCACCUCUUCCGGAGAUGGCCCCAUCAACAAAGGGCCCCCCACCUUUCAGCACAGAAGUGAGUCCACUACCUGCGAUUGUGUUCAAAGACGAGCUCAGCCCUGAACCAACCACAGAAAUCGAGCUGAAACCAGACUCUGACCUUUCUGUAAGUGGAGACUCUGAAAAACCACCUCUUCAUGUCCUCAUCAUCAACCUACCGAGUGGAAACGACUCCGGGAUUGAUCCAAAAGACCAGUCUAAAGCAGUGAAAAAUGUCUUGGAUUUCCUGAACCAGCCAUCAAAUGGCUCCCAGUUUCACUUCCCACACAUCCCUGGACUCACACAGAUAUCCAGUGAGGCUGUCCUGAACAACGAAGACUCUGAACUUCUAUCGGAGAAGAUCCGCUUUGUCAAUGGAAAACAUGAGGUGACGUUCGAUCCACCACCUCCAUGGGAAGCCCGCGGUGAUCAGUUUGAGACAGCUUCUCCUGUUUAUGUGGGGGAGGUUAGUCUCGGCGACCAAGAGGAACCAACGGUGUAUACCCUAAAAUACGAUGAUUUACAGAGCCCCACAGCGGAGCCUGAAGAGGCCACUCCUUCCAUAGAUGCAGCCCAGACAACUGUUACUGUUUCAGUCAGUGAAAUCCAGACAGUCCCCAAACAGACUACUCCAUCUCAAGAGCUUGAUAAAUCAGCAGCAACCACCACUCAUCCAUCUAAGUAUUCAUCAGCAACCUCUACCACACUGCCAAUUCCAAUUCUCCUUGAUGUUUCACAGCCCGGCCUACAUGAAGACUUGGAGGACAAACGGAAAGCCACUCCUGAAAAGACUUCUGGAGAUGAGACCUUUCCCACCCCUGCUUCAAUACUAGCUGGUGUGAUAACGGAUGAGGCAGAGAUAGGAGGCACAGAGCUUCCAACUUUGACCCCAGAUAUAAAGUCCCCAAAAACAACAACUCAAGCCAGUCUAGGCGACUUUGAAGGGUCUGCAUCUGGAGAGGAGGAGGCCUCUGGGCAAGAUGUCGAUCAUGCAGAUAAACCGACCCUGGUCAACAUACCCCCAUCAAUUCACCCCAUCCUUCACACCCGACAGCCUCUGCCCCCAAAAGAUCUGAAAUUAAACGACAGAGAAGGAAAGACUACAGAUGGAACUGCAGAAACAGGCUCAGGUGAGGAGCAGGUGUCUGGAGACGGGGAGGCCUCUGGGCAAGAUGUCGAUCUUCCAGAUAAACCCAACACGCAUCCGUCAGUUCAUCCAUUCCUUCACACCCAACAGCCUCUGCCCCCUGCAGGUCUGGAAGAAAAAGGCAGAGAUGAAAAGACAACUGAUGGUGCUGCAGAAACAGGCUCAGGUGAGGAGCAGGCGUCUGGAGACGGGGAGGCCUCUGGAGAUCUGCCUCCAGUAGGCAGCACUGCUGUUUUACCAGCUGUGGCAACUCUGAAUACUGAAGUUACAACAGAAAAACAUGGUGCAUCCUCCCAAACCAGUCCCUCUGCACAUUAUUCGGUCACUUUGCCUGAAGAAAGGAAACAUGCAGCGUUCACCACCAAACCUCCACUUGUUACUUCUGAGCAUCCCAGCAGCAGCUUGUCCACCACAAGCUCCACACACAGCGCAAAGGCUAAAACCAUUUCUACAACUGCAGCCUUGACUACACCUGUUGACCAUACAAUGCCUUCCAGUCCCAAAUUAGCUGUGAUUCAUCAUCCCUCAGCUACUGUUCUCCCAGAUGAGGAAUCUGUCAGAAAUGACAGUAUGAUGGUCCCUAUACUGCUGGAGUCCCGCCCAGAGAUGCCUAUAAGGCCUGUAAAGAUUGGGAUCACAGAGCAGGCAGAGGCCAGGUCUGAUUUAAAGGCAUCUGUGGAGCCCAGCACUGUAAAUGUUGAAAACACAGAGGUGUGUGGAUUUGGCUGGCAGAAGUUUCAGUCUCACUGCUACAAGUACUUUAAACACCAGCGUACGUGGGACUCUGCUGAGAGGGAAUGUCGGAUGCAUGGAGGCCACCUGGCCAGCAUCCUGUCCCACGAGGAGCAGCUCUUUGUCAACCGUAAGUCUGCUACAGGAACACUGCAAUAUGAUAACUGGAGGCCAAACCAGCCAGACAGCUUCUUCCAGUCUGGAGAGGACUGUGUGGUGAUGAUAUGGCAUGAAGGCGGACAAUGGAACGAUGUGCCCUGCAAUUAUCACCUGACCUUCACCUGCAAAAAGGGAACAGUGGCUUGUAACCAGCCCCCUGUGGUGAAGCAUGCUGAGGUGUUUGGAGCAAAGAAAGCUCGUUAUGAGAUCAACUCCCUGGUCAGAUAUCACUGUAAAAAGGGCUUCAUCCAGAGACACACUCCAACUAUUCGCUGCGGCUCCAACGGCAGAUGGGAAACACCUAAAGUCACCUGCAUGACACCUGCAACCUACCACCAGUCAGCGAGUGCUCGGCACCGUGGCAACCAAGGAGAAGAGCAAAAGCAUGUCCAUCACAUAAACAGUCAAGAUAGGAAAAAUCCCCACAAAGAGCAGGAGCAGAGUUACAGCAUCUUUGAGCGCCUCCAGAACCAAGUUCAGCAUUUCUUCUAUCAGAAGAGACACACAAACAGCGGUCACAGCGGUCACUGAAGCUUUUUAAAUUACAAUUAUGAUGGCAACAAAUCAAUGCAGGUUUGCCUUGUUGGUCAUUUGACAUAAACAGACAACCUGCGUUGUUUUUCGCCUCGUCUGUUGAUGGUCUCAUAAGAACAAUAUGACAUUCGCCAAAAAAACCCAGAAUGGACAAAGAAGAAAUAGAAACACUUAACAUUUUAACAUUGGAACCGUGUGGUGAUUAACUAAGCUUUCAGGUCACCUACACUCUCUCUUAUUCCUUUACACUUUGGACAAAUUUGAUCAUCUUCACAAUGUAGUGAUCAAAUGAGUCCACCAGGGGCCUUACUGGACAACCUGGUAAAGUUACAAAACAGUUUCACCUCCACUUUCACCAAUUUAAAGAUAGAAGGGAGGCUAAAACACUCUUCAUGCUAAAACAUGUCACAGUCCUGCAGAAGGUUCUUUAUGAAGAUGACAUUAAUCUUUAAGAGGAGUAACUCUACUUGAAAUAAAAAAAGAAAUAAUUUGCAACCACAACAAUAAAGUAGGUGAGAAAUUUUUAUAAUAAUCAGAAAGAUUGGAACCAUUCAGACGUGUCAUUAUAACAAAGGGAAAUUAAUCACAUUUGCAAUAUAAUGGCAAAUUAACAAAAUACAAUUGUCAAAUUGCAGAUGCACACAAUUUUGGUCACAUUAAAAUGAACAAGUUUAAGAAAUCUAUUAUUUUCUCUUUCCCACUCUUUAGGUGGCUGGAAUGUGUUUAUAUCUGGUUUGCUGCUACAAAAAUGAAAGGGAAACAUCCAGCGAGCCACAGGUCUAUGCAUGCAAGUAGAAGUAAGAACUUUCCAAAAAAUUGUUACAGUAAAGUCCAACAACGAAAUCUGGACAAGCAAACUUUCAAUGAAAUGAAAAAAAAAGCUGGAGUGAUACAUCUACAUGUCUGUAAAUAGUGCAAAAUCUAAAUGAAAUCACUAAUGCAAUAUUGGUUAAAAAUCAUUGAAGUUAUGAUUUUUGGCAAAAUCCUUCAGCCCUAAUUAUGAUUACUAUAAUUAAACCUGGUUAACAUAUUUGCCAGUGGUGGACCAUAUAGUGGGUAGUUUUCAUUAAGGAUCAAGAGAACUGUUUCCCAUAAGUUGAUUUCUCAGAGGCAGCGGAACACAUAAGGAUUUGAACAAGUUGGAUUGGGCCAAAUAAAUAUGGUUAGGUGACUGUCUCUGAAACCUCUUUGGGAUGUUUUAGGACUACGAGUCUGUUUCUUGUGGUCCAAUCCAAGUUAUUCUAGUACCAAAAAACCUGUUUCAUCCCGGGAACAACUGGCAUCUAGUGGCAGUGGGAAAAACUCACUGUCCCGGGUCAAGAGACUCACCUUGGCUCUGACCGGCAUGCUGUGAGAACACCAGAACCGGGUUGACCCGCUAAAUGAUGUGAUAUCUUUGAACGCAAUAGAGCCAGUCGUGUUUGAUCCAAACAAGCCGAA
This is a messenger RNA of Cyprinodon variegatus (sheepshead minnow), 5196 nucleotides long. RefSeq names its product versican core protein-like. NCBI's taxonomy places the organism in Eukaryota, Metazoa, Chordata, Actinopteri, Cyprinodontiformes, Cyprinodontidae. Gene Ontology annotation, biological process: cell adhesion. Bases 1 to 3753 code for a protein of 1250 amino acids. The record is from RefSeq and is a predicted model, not a curated record. The transcript has 12 exons. Gene Ontology annotation, molecular function: hyaluronic acid binding; transmembrane signaling receptor activity. Gene Ontology annotation, cellular component: plasma membrane.